Molecule: messenger RNA, 738 nt
Organism: Leishmania braziliensis MHOM/BR/75/M2904
Lineage: Eukaryota; Euglenozoa; Kinetoplastea; Trypanosomatida; Trypanosomatidae
Exons: 1
Coding region: 1-738 (245 amino acids)
Molecular function (GO): protein binding
Source: RefSeq, a predicted model, not a curated record
AUGCAUCCGCGCACAUCUGGUCAGGGGCUCUUCCCGCGCUACGGCGGAGGCUGGAUGCACCAGUUUGGCCACGUGUACGCCCUUCAACAGGAGCUUCUGGACCCAAGUGCAAGUAACUGGUUCCGCGCUGUGGAGCUGUGGCACACGGCGCGUCAGGAAGGCGUCGCCAUGAAUGUGAGCCACUUCACUUCUAUUUUGCGACAGUGCAUUCAGCCAGGGGCAUGGGUGCAGUCACUGCAGGUGCUGGAGCAGAUGAAACGGGAGAAUAUACGUCCCGAUGUGGUCGGCGUUGGCUGCGCUCUGGCGGCGUGUGUUGAGGGCAUGCAUUAUGGGGAAGUGGAGGACAUCUUUGCCGCCUUCCACAAGACAAUGCUACUCGACAGCAUUUGCUACCUGGCGCUGAUCCGCGCGCGGCAAGAGAGCGGCAAUGCCAAGGCCGCCAUCGCAGCUGGCAGGCAGCAGCAGGCAGAGCAGGUGCCUUUUCUUCCGUAUACCUACACGCAUCUACUCGAGGCAUGCAACGCUGAGGAUGAUUCCGCCUACGCCAUGGAGCUCGUUCGCAACAUGCACAGCGAGCAAUGGGCCCCAUCACAACGAGCAAUGCUGGCCAUCGAGGAUCUGGGACGGCGCCACAAGGGACUGGCGACAGUCUCAAGACCGCUACUAUCUACAAGUGACAAGACAGACGGCGCACUGCGCUCGCUCGAUGCCUCAAAGUGCCUUCCUCGGCUACAGUAG